AUGCAAUUCCCCGUGUUUACAAUCUGUGACAUCAACCAGGUAAAAAAAAGUGACAUCCAGGAUCCUCAAAUACAACAGGUUCUCUCCAAAGCGUACAUGGAAAUUGAAAAAGACAUAACUUACUUCAGCAGCCUUGACGGAAAUUGGUCAAAAAACAUAGAUGUCCAUGGUAUAUUUUAUAAUAGUUCUCAUAACGUGUUUGACAUGUUUUUGAUGUGUCUUUGGGAAAACAAACCUGUUCAGUGUUCGUCAAUCUUUACUUCACGGGUGACGAGUGCCGGGAUUUGCGCUUCCCUGGUUGAUCUCGAACUCACGGAAAAUGGCGGCAUUGGUAGUGACAUGGGAGUCACUGUCAUUCUCCAAUCGAACACCUCGGACUACCUCGUCACCUCCACUCCCGGAUCAGGCUUUCGAACAUCGUUUCUGAAACAUCCGAUCCCUGCCUUCGGAGAUGACUUCUGUAUCGAUAGCUGGGCUACUGACUACGUGUCGAAACUUAAAUACACCAGCAAAUACAGUUUUGGUGCCUGUCGGCUGGACUGUCAUACAUCAUAUGUGGUGGACAUGUGUGGAUGUAAAGAUGUCUUCAUGCCAGAAAACCGCGAGGACAACGCCACAAACAACAUCGUGCAGUUGCUUUCAUGCGAUAAAAUGUCCGAGUUCGGAACCUACGACUGGCCAGCUGGUGAUUACUGCAUUUUCGCGGCAGAAUGUUCCUCAGGUGACUGUCAGGAGGUCGCGGACAUGACGGUUACCGAGGAAUACAUCCACUUAGACACCGAGGAUGACGGCAAUGAGGACACAUUCCACGGCAGCAUUCCUCUGGUCUUCAUAGUAGGAACACAGUAUGUUGACAUGCGUGUUUGCUACUAUGAAUAA
Mizuhopecten yessoensis (Yesso scallop) is the source of this 879-nucleotide messenger RNA. RefSeq lists its product as uncharacterized. Lineage: Eukaryota; Metazoa; Mollusca; Bivalvia; Pectinida; Pectinidae. Bases 1 to 879 code for a protein of 292 amino acids. Gene Ontology annotation, molecular function: ligand-gated sodium channel activity. The transcript is spliced from 4 exons. Gene Ontology annotation, cellular component: membrane. Gene Ontology annotation, biological process: sodium ion transmembrane transport. The record is from RefSeq and is a predicted model, not a curated record.